CGGGAAUAUUGUCACAUGAUAUGGGAGUAUAAGCAACAACGUGCGGCUCAACAUCCUGAAGAAAGACGCGACAGAAGACAAAGUCACGUGACAUUUGAUCAGCUGACAUCGUCGACGCUGAGGAAGACGACUGACAGCAUAAUGAUAAAAUUGCUCGACAAAUUGCCGUCUGAAGAAUGUCCUAAACUCAUACACAGGGUGGUGGAUGGGGUAUGCGGGCGGAGCGGUCCGAGGCGAACAGAUUACGGUGAACGGUGGAGUCUGGCAGAAUGGGUGGAGUUAAUGAACACCCUCUCCUCUCUCAUCCGCUUUGCUGUAGGAAGGGGCUGCUCAGAUCAAGAGAUCCAGGAGCUGCUGAGUGAUUUGGACACAGCACGGGCUGAGGCUGUUCUCCAGUGUGUGCGGUCCAGGUUUGAUGAGAUCAGACAUGCUUUGGUGGACAGAACCAAUGCCAUCUCUAGCACACAGCUACAGGACUUUAACUGGCAGUUAAAGCUGGCAUUAUCCAGUGAUAAGCUGUCAGCUUUAAACACCCCUCUGCUAAAUCUCAGUCUGGACCUGAAAGAGAAUGGAAUUCAGAGAUCUGUGAACAUAGAGAUGAACAAAGAGGAGCUGCAAACUCUCAUCAGUGCACUAGAGGCUGCUAAUAAGGUGGUGCUGCAGUUGAAAUGAAGAUACCAACCAGUACAUUUCCUUACAAAGAUGGUUCUGUGCCAUCAUGCUUUCAAAGAGAGAAUUUCUGAAGUCUGUAUUAUAAGACAAUGCCUGUAUGCGGGCAAACAAGAACCUUCCGGACAGAACCGUGAAUCUCUCAAUUUCUCUGCCUAUGAGGUGUUCAUAAAGAGCUCAACAGACUGAAUAUUAUUGUUUAAGCUCCAACAUUACGGACUGGAAGUUGCUUGAUUAAUGGUGCUAGGAUCGCUUGAGGCUGAGGAUUUUGCUAAAGGCCUGAGAUCUUGUGUUCAAUUCUCCAUGAAAUGCAAAUGAAUUUUGGUUUCACAACCCAAAAGGAUGCCUUUCUAAAUAAAGGAACUAAAAACAUUAAAGCCAA
Megalobrama amblycephala (Wuchang bream) is the source of this 1051-nucleotide messenger RNA. It is a transcript of the gene commd8, whose product is annotated as COMM domain containing 8. Lineage: Eukaryota; Metazoa; Chordata; Actinopteri; Cypriniformes; Xenocyprididae. Bases 16 to 672 code for a protein of 218 amino acids. The transcript is spliced from 6 exons. The record is from RefSeq and is a predicted model, not a curated record.